AUGGAAAAGUUGGCUGUCCCCCGCUUCAGUCCUACUGUUCCAUCUUACAAUUCAUGUACAAGUUGGCUGUCCUCCAGUCCAGUCCUACUGUGCCAUCUUCCAAUCCAUGGAAAAUUGGCUGUCCCCCGGUUCAGCCCUAGUGUUCCAUCUUACAAUCCAUGGAAAAGUUGGAUGUCCCCCGGUUCAGUCCUACUGUUCUAUCUUACAAUCCAUGUAAAAGUUGGCUUUCUCCUGGUCCAGUCCUGCUGUUCCAUCUUACAAUCCAUGGACAAGUUGGCUGUCCCCCAGUCCAGUCCUACCGUUCUAUCUUCCAAUCCAUGGACAAGUUGUCUGUCCCCCAGUCCAGUCCUACCGUUCUAUCUUCCAAUCCAUGGAAAAGUUGGCUGCCCCCCGGUCCAGUCCUACUGUUCCCUCUUACAACCCAUGGAAAAGUUUGCUGUUCCACGGUUCAGUCUCACUGUUUCAUCUUACAAUCCAUGUAAAAGUCGGCUGUGCCCUAGUCCAGUCCUGCUGUUCCAUUUUACAAUCCAUGGACAAGUUGGCUGUCCCCCAGUCCAGUCCUACUGUUCCAUCUUACAAUCCAUGUACAAGUUGGCUAUCCCCAAUAUCAGUCCUACUGUUCCAUCUUACAAUCCAUGGAAACGUUGGCUGUCCCCCGGUCCAGUCCUACUGUUCCAUCUUACAAUCCAUGGAAAAGUUUGCUGUUCCCCGGUUCAGUCUCACUGUUCCAUCUUACAAUCCAUGUAA
Molecule: messenger RNA, 747 nt
Organism: Mizuhopecten yessoensis (Yesso scallop)
Lineage: Eukaryota; Metazoa; Mollusca; Bivalvia; Pectinida; Pectinidae
Product: DNA-directed RNA polymerase II subunit RPB1-like
Exons: 1
Coding region: 1-747 (248 amino acids)
Source: RefSeq, a predicted model, not a curated record